AUGCCGUCACCGCCGGUCAAAGAGGUCAUCAACUACUACUCGGGCACCCGCCUCAACCGCUACUCCUUCCUGCGCGCCGACGCCGCCUUCCUGCGCCGCGCCGCCCUCGCCCCCGCCGCGCGCUACGUCGCCCUUAACAACCUCUCGGCCGUCGCCGUUGACAAGUCCCAGCUCGCCACAUUUUCCUUUGACGAUGUCCAGCCCCUGAUUGGCGCCGAGCCGGCCAUUGCCCUCGAGGAGAAGACAGCCGUGGCGCAGUUCGACUCGGCUCGGGCCUCGCCGCUGGUUGUCUUCCUCGGCUUGGUGGACGGCGACAUUGGCGGCACGGCGGCCACAGACGACAAGGAUACGGUCGAGAUUGAGUCCACAACACAUGGAACGGUCAAGGCGCAGCCGUACUUUGCAGUCGACGUCACGCCGCGAGACUCGUACAAGGAGGCGGCCGAGGCAUUCCAAAAGUCGUUUGAGGCACGAGGGUUGUCCAUUGAGACGAACCCGCGCGCCAUGACUCUCCUCCCCGAGCACGCCUCGAUAUACGCCCAGGCCCGAUCAAUGGUUGACUGGAACACCCGCAACCGCUUCUGCGCUGGCUGCGGCAGCCGCAACCUCUCCAUCCAGGCCGGCUACAAGCGCGUGUGCCCGCCCGCCGACCUCGCCGGCGGCAGCACCCCGACCCCCCGCGAAGACUGCCCAACGCGCCACGGCGUCUCCAACGUCUGCUUCCCGCGCACCGACCCGACCAUGAUCGCCGCCGUGGUCUCCGCCGACGGCAAGCGCGUGCUGCUCGGCCGCCAGGCCGCCUGGCCCACGGACUGGUACUCGACGCUCGCGGGCUUCCUCGAGCCCGGCGAGUCCAUGGAGGAGACGGUCCGCCGCGAGGUCUGGGAGGAGAGCGGCGUCCGCGUCGGCCGCGUCGUCAUCCACUCCACCCAGCCCUGGCCCUACCCCUCCAGCCUCAUGAUUGGCGCCAUCGCCCAGGCCCUCCCCGGCGGCGAGGCCAUCACCCUGCACGACCAGGAGCUCGAGAGCGCCCGCUGGUUUCCACUCGAGGAGGUCCGAGUCGCGUUGGCGAGAGGCGGGAGCGCGCUGGGGGGGCCCGCGCCGCCAGAGUACAAAGAGGGCGAUUUGCGUGUGCCCCCGCCCCAGGCGAUUGCGAACCAGCUCAUGACGGCCGUGGUCGAGGGCAAGUUUACGGGUGCCUCCAAGAUUUAG
Molecule: messenger RNA, 1212 nt
Organism: Akanthomyces muscarius
Lineage: Eukaryota; Fungi; Ascomycota; Sordariomycetes; Hypocreales; Cordycipitaceae
Exons: 3
Coding region: 1-1212 (403 amino acids)
Biological process (GO): NADP+ catabolic process; NAD+ catabolic process
Cellular component (GO): cytosol
Molecular function (GO): metal ion binding; NADH pyrophosphatase activity
Source: RefSeq, a predicted model, not a curated record